Messenger RNA from Rhineura floridana, 480 nucleotides. It is a transcript of the gene RBP2, whose product is annotated as retinol binding protein 2. Gene Ontology annotation, biological process: fatty acid transport. NCBI's taxonomy places the organism in Eukaryota, Metazoa, Chordata, Lepidosauria, Squamata, Rhineuridae. The transcript has 4 exons. Gene Ontology annotation, cellular component: nucleus; cytosol. Bases 46 to 453 code for a protein of 135 amino acids. The record is from RefSeq and is a predicted model, not a curated record. Gene Ontology annotation, molecular function: fatty acid binding.
AAGUUCCACAUCUGAGCCAUCCUUGGAUUUAAACACCUAGCUACAAUGCCUGCUGAUUACAAUGGAACGUGGGAGAUGGAAUCCAAUGAAAACUUCGAAGGUUACAUGAUUGCAUUAGGCAUCGACUUUGCUACACGGAAGAUUGCAAACCACCUGAAGCAAACAAAGGAAAUUAUUCAAGAGGGAGACCAUUUCAAGACGAAAACCCUGAGCACUUUCAGGAACUACGAAGUGAAUUACACCAUAGGAGAGGAAUUUGAAGAGCACACCAAGGCGCUUGACAACCGAGUGGUGAAGACACUGGUGACCUGGGACGGUGAUAAGCUAAUCUGUGUCCAGAAAGGUGAAAAGAAAAAUAGAGGCUGGAAACAUUGGAUUGAAGGAGACAAACUGCAUCUGGAAAUUACAUGUGAAGACCAGGUGUGCCAUCAAGUCUUUAAGAAGAAAAAAUAAAUGGAUUUGAAUCUGAUCCAGCUGCAC